This is a messenger RNA of Suillus plorans, 222 nucleotides long. RefSeq lists its product as uncharacterized. The record is from RefSeq and is a predicted model, not a curated record. The annotation marks the transcript as partial. The transcript has a single exon. Lineage: Eukaryota; Fungi; Basidiomycota; Agaricomycetes; Boletales; Suillaceae.
UUUGACCCGUCUAUAGGGUUCACAGUGCUCGACUUUGACCACUUCUUUGGAGAACCUAUCCAUGAUUGCAUGAAUAUACCAGGCUUCGACAGGCCGGCGUGGAUAGAAAGGGCAUUUAGUAACGCUAACACUCAUACCCGCUCAUGGGCUGACGCUGUCGUGACGAAAUACGGUAUGGCAACCUCUUUUCAAUCUCACUAUUUACCUUUCAACUCCCCGUAG